Molecule: messenger RNA, 1202 nt
Organism: Megalopta genalis
Lineage: Eukaryota; Metazoa; Arthropoda; Insecta; Hymenoptera; Halictidae
Gene: p23
Product: cytosolic prostaglandin E synthase
Biological process (GO): chaperone-mediated protein complex assembly; protein folding
Cellular component (GO): cytosol; nucleus
Molecular function (GO): Hsp90 protein binding; protein-folding chaperone binding
Source: RefSeq, a predicted model, not a curated record
AUCUCGAAACACUAUCGAAUCAGAGGUCUACGGCGCGAUACGUGAGUGCCCUGUGUUUGUUUGCUUCUCGCGGAACGAAGCUCUGGAAAUAUGACUCAAGAAGGCCAAUUGCCUCCGCCACCUGUUAUGUGGGCACAGAGGAACGACAUUUUAUAUGUUACCAUCUGCUUAGAAGAUUGUAAAGAUCACAUUAUUGAAAUUGAACCAGAAAAGAUAUAUUUUAAGGGAGUCGGCGGGACAGAACAGAAAAUGCAUGAACUUACGAUCGAUCUAUACGGUGAAAUUGUUCCACGCAGAACGAUUAAAUACUUAAAAGGAAGGACUUUUGAGUUAGUUCUUUCUAAAAAACAAGGUGGCCCGUAUUGGCCAAGAUUAACAGCAGAAAAAACAAAAGCUCAUUGGCUAAAGAGCGAUUUCAACAAGUGGAAGGACGAAGACGACAGUGAGAAUGAAAAUGGCAUCGGGGUGGAAAACAAUAAUUUAGAAGAGAUGAUGAGACAAAUGGGUGGCUUAGGUGGUUCGGGUGGUUCAGGAUCCAGUAAGCCACAUUUCGAAACAUUCGAGGAUAUGGGAGACGAAGGCAAUGAAAUUGAUAGCGACGAUGAUGAUUUACCUGACCUAAUUGAGUGAAAAAUUUUUAUGCUACUUUAAAAUAAUUUACAUUCAAAAAACGUUAAAAAUAAAAAAGGGGCGACCUAAGAAUAGUGCACCACCAGGCGAUAUUUCAGUAGGCCAUGCUAUUUGUAUUUUCAAUUGCAAAUAAGUUUUGCAAUCUUGCUGUGACAGCCCGUGAUGCAGUAGCAAAGAAAUCGAUAAAGGUGUGCAAAGAACUGUAAACAGAAAAAGAAUACAGCGGUCGAUGGAAUGAACAGUAAUAUACUUUUUAAAGAUUCUCUUCUGAUCUUUUAUAGUCUGUAGUUCAUACGCUAAGUUAUAAUGGACAAGCUUUUUUAAUAAUGAUUACUUAUGUAAAAGAUGAAGGUAAAAUAAUGAAAAUGAUUUAAAUUAUUUGUGCAGUUGUUUAUUUCAGGGAAUCCCGUCGAAAAGGAGAGUAGAUCGUGUAUAAAUCAGUUUAUAUAAUUAAAUGUGAACAAAUUAAGAUAUUUCUGUUUAUAUGUACUGUACAACAUAAAAAAUUUGCAGAAUUAUAUAUUGUGUUUGUUCAUUUAAAGUAUAUCUGUAAUAAAUAUACAAUUAUAAAA